Strigops habroptila (Kakapo) is the source of this 3498-nucleotide messenger RNA. It is a transcript of the gene RNF14, whose product is annotated as ring finger protein 14. The record is from RefSeq and is a predicted model, not a curated record. Gene Ontology annotation, biological process: positive regulation of proteasomal ubiquitin-dependent protein catabolic process; ubiquitin-dependent protein catabolic process; protein polyubiquitination. Gene Ontology annotation, cellular component: ubiquitin ligase complex; cytoplasm. Gene Ontology annotation, molecular function: zinc ion binding; ubiquitin conjugating enzyme binding; ubiquitin protein ligase activity. Lineage: Eukaryota; Metazoa; Chordata; Aves; Psittaciformes; Psittacidae. The transcript has 7 exons. Bases 1047 to 2471 code for a protein of 474 amino acids.
UCCUGUGGCGGUGCCCGCCCCGCCGCGCUGACCCGGGGCGCGCUCGGUUGAGGCCGCGGCGGAGGCAGACGGUGAGGCGGGAGCGGGCGGCGGGCAGGGCCGGGCGGGGCCUCCCUUCACCCCGGCGGGUCGCAGUGAGGAUCGCAGAGCUGCUGCUGCGGGGGGGGCACGGACUGAACGCGGGUUUCCCCUCCCCGAGUUUCCCGGAGCCCCUUUAGGCACUGGAGCUGCUCUAAGGUCUCCCCUUCAGGAGCCUUCUCUCCUCCAGGCUGCCCCAGCCCAGCUCUCUCAGCCCGUCCAUGGAACAAGGAGAGCGCUGAGAGCGCUCCGGUCCCUGUGAGCACCCUCUGCCCGCAGGCAGCCCCGGCGGUACCGGAGCCCCGGCCGCGAGCCCCCGCACCACGGAACUCACCGGGUUUCGUGCCUUAUCGGAGCAAAAGCUCACGACGUGCCCCGCCGCGGAGGAAUGAGCAGGGCCCCUGCGCUGCCCCUGGCCCGCCCCACCGCCCGCCCCUUGCCCUCUGCGCCGUGGUGAGGAAAAGGGGACCCAUUAAAUGUGGCUUUGUUGCCCUAAACCUAGAACUGAAACGGCACAGGAGGGCAGCUGCGAGAUGUCUGCGUAGGAGCUGGAGCUUCUCAUUGAUAUCUUCAGUAACCGUAAUCAUAAAUUGGGCUGUUUGCUUGUUUCUGUUGGAACAAGGAGGAUACUGCUACUGACUCCUUUUCCCUGGGGUUUGUUGUCUGUUCUCUCUUUCAGACAUUAACACAGUGUUCCUGUGUCACUUCUGCAACUGGUAUAUUUCAGCCACUAACAGACCAUUUGCUUUUUGCUUUUUCAGUGUCAUGUUGAGGUUUUUUUCUUUUAUACAGUUAUCAAUAUCUUUCAACCUGUAAAAAAGCUUGAUUAUAUUUUACACUGUGUUACAUCUGUUACUUGGGUUUGUAAAUCUUAUAGGAGUAUAAAAUACAUAGCCCAAAUAAUUAAUGUGAAGAGGAUGUGUUAACUCAGUUGAUGUAGAGUGGUUUUAACUCCACAGGAAGUUUAAAUGUCUUCAGAAGACAAAGAAGCUCAGGAGGAUGAGCUGCUGGCGCUGGCCAGUAUCUACGAUGAAGAUGAGUUUAAGAGAGCUGAGUCUGCUCAAGGGGGAGAAACAAGAAUUUGUCUGGAGUUGCCCCAAAACUUCAAAAUAUUUGUGAGUGGCAGCUCCGCAGGCAGCCUCCCGCCGGGCGGGUUCGAGUGCAGCGUCUGCUUCCUGCCGCCCCUCGUGCUGAACUUCGAGCUCCCCCCAGACUACCCCUCCACCUCCCCGCCCGCGUUCACCCUCAGUGGGAAAUGGCUCUCCCAGGCCCAGCUGAGUGCCCUUUGCAAACACUUGGACAACGUCUGGGAGGAGAAUCGAGGCUGUGUGGUCUUGUUUGCCUGGAUGCAGUUUCUGAAGGAAGAAACACUGAGUUACCUCAAUAUUUCCUCCCCAUAUGAGCUGAAACUGUGCCCCCAGGGGAGCGGGCAGAGCAGGACACCUUUGGCCCCCCUCGGUGCUGAGGACUGUGGCGGUGCCGCGGGCUCUGCUGCGGCUGAGGAGGAAAUCAUGGAUGCGAGAGCCGUGCAGGAUGUGGAAUCACUGUCGAGUCUGAUUAGGGAGAUCUUGGACUUCGAUCAGGCUCAGAGGAGGAAAUGCUUUAACAGCAAGAUGUACUUGUGCAAUAUCUGCUUCUGCGAGAAGCUGGGCAGCGAGUGCAUGCACUUCACCGAGUGCAGCCACGUCUACUGCAAAGCGUGCCUCAAGGACUACUUUGAAAUCCAGAUCAGGGACGGGCAGGUCCACUGCCUCAACUGCCCGGAGCCCAAGUGUUCCUCUGUGGCCACACCGGGACAGGUGAAGGAGCUGGUUGGAGAGCAGCUCUUCGCGCGCUACGACCGCCUGCUCCUGCAGUCGAGCUUGGACCUGAUGGCAGACGUGGUGUACUGCCCUCGGCCCUGCUGCCAGACCCCCGUCAUGCAGGAGCCGGGCUGCACCAUGGCCAUAUGCUCCCAGUGCAACUACGCCUUUUGCACCCUCUGUAAAAUGACCUACCACGGGGUCUCCCCCUGUAAAGUCACUGCAGAGAAAUUAAUGGCUUUGCGAAAUGAGUAUUUAGAAGCAAAUGAAGCAACUAAAAGGUUUUUGGAACAACGCUAUGGCAAACGGGUGAUUCAGAAAGCUCUUGAGGAGAUAGAGAGUAAAGAAUGGCUAGAAAAGAACUCCAAGGCUUGUCCCUGCUGUGGUACUCACAUAGAGAAACUCGACGGCUGUAACAAGAUGAUGUGCACGGGCUGCAUGCAGUACUUCUGCUGGCUCUGCAUGGGCUCUCUGUCACGGGUGAACCCCUACAGGCACUUCAAUGAUCCAUCCUCGCCCUGCUUCAACAGGUUGUUUCAAGCCAUGCAUCCUGACGAGGAGUACUGGGAAGAGGAAGAUGAAGAUCAGUAGCGCUCUCUAGCAACAACACUGAGCAAACCAGAGUCAGGUGCUUCCAGUUUUGUGUCAAGUUUCUUUGCUUUCCCCUUCUAUUGCGUGAUAGAAGAAUGGUACCUACCUUGCACUGCAGGAUCCUCACCCUUCAGAGGCCGUGGCCAGAACCAAAGGAGAGCAUCUUACCCAUCCUGCAGUCAGCAUCACUGUGGAAAGCCCUGAUAAUCCUAUCGAUUGUUAAAGGCUGAUGCAGCCAGACAGAAGUCAGGCUCAGUGUUGCUGGUGUGUUCACUCGUUUCUGUCUCCUUCCUUUGCCAGUGCUGAGGCACUGAACUGAGGGAGUGACCAGUGGGAGGGUGGAAAGCAUCAGUCAGCCAUUGAAACGUGGUUUUCUGGCUACAUAGUUGAGAAUAAGUUGAAUUCUUGAAGAUACUGAAAUGACCUUGUCUUCUCAGAGGAAGAAGUAAUUUAUUUUUACUAACUCUUCAUAAAAGAGAUUUGAUUAGUUGCUAGUUUUGCUUCUGGACUUGAUCCCUUAUUUCCACUGUUCUUGCACUUCAGACGAUUUCAAAGCCCAAAUUGUUUCCUCUGGAGCUCAGUGAGUGGUGCUGUGAGCAUGGCAGCAACUGCUGGAGGGAACUGCUCAGUUCGAAGAGGUUUUUCCACUUGCAGAAUGGUCUAAAAAGGUUGAAAUUAAAACUGCAUCUGCUGGGUUCAAAUCAAAGAGCAGGGUCUGGGAGUAGCUCAGGCGCUGGGAGACUCUUGAGGGGCUCAAGGUGAAUACCUCUCACUCAGUUUUGAUUGAUAGUGAAUAAAUUUAUACUCGGAUACCUGGCCAAAAUGAGUGCUGAUUUAGUUCCCUCUGCAGAGGAGGGGGGGUCUGUGCUGUUAGAACUGGCAGUGAUUAAAAACAUGAGAUGGUAAGAACGGAUCUUGUCUUGGUUUAGGCUGUGGGACAGUGUGUAGGGAAAGUUCACGUUGUGUAUGGUUUAAAUUGUAUUUCCUGCACCUUUCACCUGCACUAAAUUCACUUUAAGACAGCAAA